Messenger RNA from Gregarina niphandrodes, 1617 nucleotides. RefSeq lists its product as hypothetical. The record is from RefSeq and is a predicted model, not a curated record. The transcript has 2 exons. Bases 1 to 1617 code for a protein of 538 amino acids. NCBI's taxonomy places the organism in Eukaryota, Apicomplexa, Conoidasida, Eugregarinorida, Gregarinidae.
AUGCGUGGCUGUCAGGGGAGUGGUGAGAGGGUAGACUUGGUGUUGGAGGUAGUUCUUCAAGCGCUUACAGUGCGGUCGCGGCUGACGGCGCAGUGCUUGGGUCCCGGGAGUCUGGAAGCCCGGGUCACAUUGCCGUUCCAGUUGACUCCUUCAUCUCGCUCCCUGGGCCUCAUCCAAUCUCCCCGGAAUUUGUUGAACUGGUCCGUGUCUGUGAGCCGAAGAAGGGGUUACGUGAAUUGGGCCAACGACUUUCUGAAAAACGUGGGCCGUGCGGUCCCCGAGAUGAAGCCUCUAAUGAAGCGAUUUCGAGAGCUUAACAGCUACCUCGCAACCAAACGAGUCAGCACAACAGACAUAAUCAACUGUGCGUGUGCAACGGAGGCCCUUCUGGCCCGAUUCGAACAAGCAAUGAAGCCCUACUUUGCGCUGUACGACGGUGCUAGACUUCAGGUAAUGGAUCGGCUCCCAGCGAUGCCUAGUCGAGAAGAACGAACGAUGAAGGUGCGAGUUCGUCAAGCGAAGUUCCUACAAUUGGUCAAGGAUAACAUCACAGGACCAAACAAGGAUUACGUCCUUAGCCGCCUGGAACAGCCUCUGCACAGGAGAAGAACCAAAGGUGGUAAAUGUACGGGUUCAAAGACGAAUUUGCGGGAUGUGCGGUCUGAAAUCCGUGACCUGUGGAUUCAGCUUCAUAUGGCGGUAGAGAAGUGCUUCACGUUUGCAGUUCCUUGCACGGCUCUGGAUCACGACGAGUUGUUGGACUGGGAGAUGCGUCAUCUGAACGUGUCCGGGACCCGAGAGGAGCAUGUUGAGAUUCGUCCGAAAAUUCGUCCGAAGAGCCGGAAUUCGUCAUCUUCGAGUGACUGUAGUUGCGAAGGUUGUAUGGCGCUAUGCCGCAAUCGACUUGGACGGAGUUUUACUUUUUUUGGAAGUCAUCCGACUCAGUGUCAUGAACUGAUUGAGUUCAAGGCGUUCGAGUCGGUGAAUGAAGAGACAUUGUUGAAGAACCGGUUGAAGAUAUUGAACCAGUUAAGUAGAGCUGAGAGUCAGCGACACGCCGCACAACAGUCCAUCAUGAGCUUGUGCGAAGUGUUUCAGUGCAUGGAUGAACUCCAGACAUACGACCCCCAAUCUCUCUGGCAGUUUACUGUGGGUUAUAAUGAACGUAAGUCAACAAGGCUGCCCGUUUGCGACUCUAAGGACCUGAACAAGCUUUGGUCCGGUGCAUGGAAAAGUCUUGACCAAUUUAUUGCUGGAAGAGAACGACUGGCCAGAGCCAACCCGAAGAACCCAACCGAAUCAGCAAGAGACUGGUACCGACUCAUCACCGCUCAACGUGUUCUCAGAUGGACCCAAAUUAUCCUCAAGGGAAGCAGUCUAGCCAAACGCAAACGCCAAUGGGAAAUACAUCUACCCCCUGGAGACCUCAUAAUGGAAGAUACUGGUAAGAAAGUUGCCAAAUCAACUAAACAAAAUUCUUGGUGGAAAGAUUGCUUCGGCUUCCUAUCCAAAGACAAGAAGAACAAAAACAGAGAAAAACCAAACAACAACUUAGCAGUCGGUCUAACCCUCUUCCCGACCGACCACCAGAUUCGGUUCGGCUUCGGCAAACUCUAA